AUGACGAAGCGCUUCCUUGUGCUCGUUUGCGCCAUGACUGGUGGAAGUGCCGCUCUUGUAGCUCCAGUAGCCGAAGAGCACCCCGAGGCGAUGUCAGUGAGUCCGCACCCAGCUGUACGGAUUGAACCGAAGGACCGAAUGAUGAUCAGCGCUCCUCUCGAAAACGCCGGUGAAGAAAGGGCAUUUCCUGGACGUGGAACGGCUGAAAAUACUUUGCUUCUGCCUGAACGCAUUCCUUGGGAGAAGUACAUUCUUCCGCCAGAAUCGACAGGAAGGAUGAUCAAGUGGGCAAAAAGAUUGCUUGGAAAACCGGUUGGAUCGUCGCAACAACCCAGUGGAUUUAAUAAAAAGCGUUUUCGUGAGAUCAUGCAUGCUGUAAGUAUGCGAAAUACUGAAAUGUCGUGCGUCUACCUGUUUCAAAAACAAAUAAUUCCACUGCAUGUGGAAUACGGGUUAGGGUUGGUAAAAAACCGCAUUCGCUCUGAAGAUGGUAUUGACGUUGAUAACUUUGUUGUGAAUUAUAAAAUCUAUUACGGUUUGCAUACAUAG
Molecule: messenger RNA, 549 nt
Organism: Peronospora matthiolae
Lineage: Eukaryota; Oomycota; Peronosporomycetes; Peronosporales; Peronosporaceae
Source: the annotation of a GenBank genome assembly